AUGAACAGUAAAGAGUCCAUGCUGUCACAGUCUUCCACAUUCCUGGAAAAUUCGGAAGUGGAACCUCGAGACCUUAGGACCGCCCUUUCUGCUGACGGCCAUGAAGAAGAUAAGCUGAUUCUUAGAAGGAAAAGGUCUAACGUUUCAGAGUUGAGUAAAAUCAUAUCAGGAAUAAGAGAUGAUCACGAAAUAGACAAUUCCGAGUAUGAAGCCUAUAAAUGUCCUGUCGUAGAAGAGACUCUCUUGGCUCAAUUGGAUCAAGUGUCCAAGAACAUCACUCAAAACAGCGGACCACAAUCCUUGCAAGAAGAGGCAAGUCUUCCGGAAGAUGAACCAUCUUCUGACCAUCCUAUAGAUGGUGGGUUUGCCUUUUGGCAAGCGUUCCUUGCCAUGUUGGUGGUGUUUCUGACUUGGGGUGCCAAUGCCGCCUUCGGUGUCUUUCUCAACCUUUAUUUGCACAAUCAGUUGUUUAAAAGCGCAACAAUGUACGACUUCGCACUCAUGGGUGGCUUGGUGGUGGCCUUGGCCAAUAUCUUGUGUCCGUUCACUGUGAUCAUGGUGAAGAUUUUUGGCCAAACUUGGGUACUCAUAGCUGGAAUUGUAAUCCAAACGGUUGGGUAUCUUCUAGCAGCAGAGUGUAAACAAUUUUGGCAGCUCUUUUUGUGCCAAGGUGUCAUGGUAGGCCUUUCAUUUGCAUUGAUUUUCAUCCCUGGAACAUUGGUAAUUCCCACUUGGUUUGACAAACAUUUGGCCACUGCAAUGGGAAUUGCAGUGUCUGGUGCUGGUCUUGGUGGUUUGGUGUUCAGUUUCAUUUUGAAUAAGAUUAUUUCUAUUACUGGCGAUCAAAAAUGGGCAUUGAGAGCCGCCGGGUUGAUCAAUUUGGUCAUUUCGGUAUUUGCAACAAUCUUCAUGCGAGUCCGCAAUAAGAAGAAGCUCGACUACAAGGAAACACUCAGUUUCGAGUUUUUGAUAAACGCCCUCCGUGUGGUAUUCGAUGUGAAGAUUUUCAAGAGCUAUGCCUUGGUUUUGACUGCCUUGUGGUUCGGCAUAGUUCUUAUGGGUUAUGUUAUCAUUCUAUACUCUAUGGCUCCAUACGCUACUUCUGAGGGACUUACUGCCAAGCAGUCCGCCAAUGUACUCGCGGUCCUAAAUGCGCUGCAAGUGGUUGGAAGACCUGCUAUUGGCCGUCUUGGUGACUUUUUGGGAAGAAACAACACAUCGCUACUCAUCUGUUGCUAUGCUGGAAUUCUUUUGCUGGCAUUUUGGCUUAACGCCAAAGACUAUGUGUCAAUUAUGGUCUUGGCGGCUUUAGUUGGAGCACCAGCGGGAGUUGGAAGUACCAUGGCUCAAUCGAUGGGCCGCGACGUCUUGAAAUUCGAUGGCGUGCCAUAUAAAUUGCCUGCCGCAUGGAGUGGUAUGAAUAUUGUUGUGGCUUUCUUCGCACUUCCCGCUGAGGUUAUUGCGUUGAAGUUGAAGAAAGGUACUACAGCUGGAUCCUACAGAAACGCACAAAUUUUUACCGCUUGUGCAUUUUUCUUCGGUGCAAUCAUUUUGGUUGUGAAUCGAGAGUGGUUGGUUCGCCAGACACUUAAGAACAGAAGGCAGAUGUUUGCAGCCAACCUCUACGCUGGUAGGACCUCAUAUCUCAAAUCUGAAGAUGCGGAACACAAAUUGACAGCAGAGGAAGUGGAAGCGCUUGAACUUAGAAUCAAAAGAUAUGACCGCCUCUUGAGCAUGACCCCGAUUUACUUCAUUGUUAGAGCAUUCUAUCCCAUCAGGGUUUAG
Australozyma saopauloensis is the source of this 1785-nucleotide messenger RNA. RefSeq lists its product as uncharacterized. Lineage: Eukaryota; Fungi; Ascomycota; Pichiomycetes; Serinales; Metschnikowiaceae. Gene Ontology annotation, molecular function: transmembrane transporter activity. Gene Ontology annotation, biological process: transmembrane transport. The record is from RefSeq and is a predicted model, not a curated record. The coding region runs from base 1 to 1785 and encodes 594 amino acids. Gene Ontology annotation, cellular component: membrane. The transcript has a single exon.